UCCGGAUAUUUCGGCAUCUCCUCCCAUCCAAAAUGCGGAAAAAAUCAAAAUUGCGUGCUAAGUUAUCAUUUAUAAAUAAGUAAAUAAAUAAAUAUACAAUAAUAAUAAUAAUAAUAAUAAAAUAAGGAGCGAGAGCGAGAGAGCGCGUUGAUCGAGUCCCCCGUAGCUGACGAUCCCUCAUUUUCUCUCACUAGGUUCUGGGCCAUGAGUGAUACCACAAGCGAGAGCAAUAGGAAAAUGUUGCCAAAGGACCAAGUUAGUUCACUAUCAAUUGAUGAAGGAAGCUCGGGAGGUUCAAUGGGUGGUAGAGGAUCAUCAGGCUUAAAGAAGGGACCUUGGACAUCUGCUGAAGACGCCGUUUUGGUCGAAUAUGUAAGAAAGCAUGGUGAGGGGAACUGGAAUAAUGUCCAGAAGAACUCAGGACUGUCUAGGUGCGGUAAAAGUUGCCGCCUCCGAUGGGCUAAUCAUCUGCGCCCGAAUUUAAAAAAGGGAGCCUUUUCACCAGAAGAAGAAGAACUGAUCAUUAAGCUCCAUGCGACGAUGGGUAACAAAUGGGCUCGGAUGGCUGCACAUUUGCCCGGGCGUACCGAUAAUGAAAUAAAAAACUACUGGAACACUCGGCUUAAGAGACUCCAGCGUGCUGGGUUACCAGUCUACCCUUCUAAUCUCUCUUUCUCAGCAUCUGAUGAGAAUCAAAGAGGCCAAAAUGUUGGAAACUUCAGCAGCAUCGGUAAAAACUACAAUGAAACCCUGCAGGGAAAUGGUCUUGAUAGUCCCGAUUUUUUAUUUGACGACUUCAAAAUGGCACCAAAAUUCUCUGAUAUUUCGGUCAGUAACGUGCUGAAUCUAGGGUUUGGAUCUCCAAGUUAUAGCUUCAUCAACCAAUCACUGGACUGUAAACGACUUCAAGGAAAUGAAAACUUCCUUCACAUGUUUGAGAAUUUCUCUGAUGAUCCAUCUGAAAGGAUUAACCUAACACUGGGUACAAGCUAUCCUUAUGAUCCUGAUCCUCUCAGCAAAAAUAUAUCACCCUAUCAAGGUGCAAUUUUUGGCAGCCAUGCCCUAACUAAUGGCAACUUCUCUACUUCCAGGCCCUUUUUGGGGACUGUGAAGUCGGAGCUCCCUUCACUCCAAUAUACAGAAUCCGAUCCAAAUUUCUUGUUUGGAUAUGAUUCUUAUGAUUCUUCGCCUCAACCUGAGGCAGUUGAUUCUUAUAUUCAAUCCCCUCCAGCUGCUUCAUUGCAGUCUGAGUGCUGUUCACCUAGGAACAGUGGCCUUUUACAAGAAGUGCUUCAAGAAUCACAUGCAAUGUAUAAUAAUGGCAACAGAUUAUCAUAUGACAAGAGCUCGAAUUCUUCGAUAAUGACUCCGAGUGAUGUUGUGGAUAGUUUGGGAAAUAAUUUCUCGGAAGCAAGUGUAUGGAACGAUGGUGACCCGAUUUCUCCUUUAGGCUGUUCUGCUUCAUCUGUGUUCAAGGAAUAUACUACUCCAAUCAGUGGCAGUUCCUUGGAUGAGCUUCCUCUUUCAAGACGGUCUUCAGGUUCAGACAUCACAUUACCAAGUAUCGAGGACGUUUCAACCUCAAGCAUAACGGAGAGGGACAUUAAGCCCAAACCAGAAUUCUUAAGGCCCGAUGCAUUACUGGGCUCUGCUUGGCUUUUAGAUAACUCCCAUAUAGCAAAAGAUCACAAUAACAUGAACAACGCCGUGUCAACACUUCUUGGCGAUGACUGCUGCAUCGAUCGCAAGCCUCCACCAAAUGAAACAUCAUACAUCGACACCGGAGGCCUAGGGCUGGAUUCUUAUCCAUGGAGUAAUAUGCCUGGUGUUCAUCAAAUGUUUGAAAAUCUUUGAGAUUUGUUUCAAUGGAGUUAUUUGUUCGAGCUUUUCAUCACUAUUGGUACUUGAGAUUUUGGUGUUAGGUUUGUGGAUUGAUGUCUAGAUUUGAUUGUUUAGGCUUCAAGUCUUUGGCUUGGGUGCAAGUGGAUUGAUUUGAAAUUGAAAAACUUUGUUCGUUUGGUUGCA
This is a messenger RNA of Asparagus officinalis (garden asparagus), 2025 nucleotides long. Its product is annotated as transcription factor GAMYB-like. The coding region runs from base 205 to 1854 and encodes 549 amino acids. The transcript is spliced from 4 exons. NCBI's taxonomy places the organism in Eukaryota, Viridiplantae, Streptophyta, Magnoliopsida, Asparagales, Asparagaceae. The record is from RefSeq and is a predicted model, not a curated record.